Aricia agestis (brown argus) is the source of this 2361-nucleotide messenger RNA. RefSeq names its product JNK-interacting protein 1 (gene Aplip1). NCBI's taxonomy places the organism in Eukaryota, Metazoa, Arthropoda, Insecta, Lepidoptera, Lycaenidae. Gene Ontology annotation, molecular function: protein binding. Gene Ontology annotation, biological process: regulation of JNK cascade. Bases 14 to 1294 code for a protein of 426 amino acids. The record is from RefSeq and is a predicted model, not a curated record. Gene Ontology annotation, cellular component: cytoplasm. The transcript is spliced from 8 exons.
UCAAGUCUGCGACAUGGCCGAUAGCGAAUUUGAGGAGUUCCGGAGAGUAUUCGACAAAUUACCACAACAUAUAAAGGCACCGACGCCGUUUUACUCCCUAGUGCCAAAUGUUGGUUUGGAGGAUGACUCUCCUUCAUCCAAAAGCGAUGGUUCGCCUGAAGAGGAAUCUGGGGACGUUGAAGUGAACCAACAGACCGAAGUUCAUCAGACUGAAAAUGAAGCUCAACACAGCCCUAGACAUCAGACUUUGACAAGCGGCGAGCGUAGGAGGCGAAAGUUGCCGGAAAUACCCAAAACUAGAAAACCACCGAUCAGCUCAAGUGGCCCUGCCUCUUUGGCUGAUGAGCUAGGCUCUCUGACAGCUGGUGUGCUCAUCCGACCAGGAUGCCAGAGGCCGCUGCUGGUGCUGAAGUGUGGUUACCUGCUGGAUGAAGACUCCAGCCCAGACUCGGAAAGACUGCAGAGCCUAGGUGACGUCGACAGUGGACAUUCUACCGCACACUCCCCUAUCGACACUGGACCGAAGAGCAUAUCUCCUACACCACUGCAACAAAAUGUAUCACCGUCAUCGAGUUGCAGCAUCAGCGGCAUCAAUUUCGCCGGCAACAUCACCACAGUUCCCCACAGCCAGUUGGAGAUGCUUGAGGCGACUCACAGGGGCCUCCACAAGUUCAACCCGCGGCACCACGACGAGAUAGAAGUGGAGAUCGGAGACCCGAUCUAUGUACAGAAAGAAGCAGAGGAUUUGUGGUGUGAAGGGGUGAACCUACGGACUGGUCAGCAGGGUAUAUUCCCAUCAGCGUACGCGGUGGACAUGGACUAUAACGACUUCGAUCCCGCCAACGCUAAAGUGAAGAGGGAGCGUUAUUUAUUAGGAUACAUGGGUUCAGUGGAGACCCUAGCUCACAAAGGAACUGGAGUGGUUUGUCAGGCCGUGAAGAAAAUAGUCGGCGAAAACAACGGGGAUCCAGGGGCUCAAGCUUGUAUAUUAGAAGUGUCGGAUCAAGGACUACGCAUGGUAGAUAGAUCGAAGCCUGAUAGGACUAGAUCAGGCCCCUGCAUCGAUUAUUUCUACUCCCUGAAGAAUGUCUCUUUCUGCGCGUUCCAUCCCCGUGACCACAGAUACCUGGGCUUCAUCACAAAACAUCCCACGCUCCAGCGGUUUGCCUGCCACGUAUUUAGAGGACAGGAAUCGACGAGGCCAGUGGCAGAGGCUGUAGGGAGGGCGUUCCAGAGGUUCUAUCAGAAGUUUAUAGAAACGGCAUAUCCUAUAGAGGACAUAUACAUAGAAUAAGCAAUGAAAUUGCGGUACAUAGAUGUAAGCUUCAUUUUGUUCAGUCGCUUAGCGUUAUACUAUGGUUGGUUAUGUCAAUUUCCUUGUAAUUCUUAAAGCUUGACGCAAAAGGACACGGAUUAGUUGAUGGAUACUUAUACUCACGUAUUGAAAUAAAGUUAUUCAUGCAUUAAAUUUAUCCUCAUCAGUCAUUACAAUCGACAAUUAUUACCGACUAACUUGUCCAAACUUUACUGAAUGUUACCUCUUUUACUCGUCGCCUUAAAGAAAAAGAAGGCAUGAUAUUUUGACUGAAUAUUUAGACAGUUCUUCGUGAUUUUAUACUCUGGAUCAAACGAUACACAAAAUACUGAUUCUGGCUUGGCUCUGAUUCUUGGCUCGGUGGGAAUGAAAUUCACGAGGAAUUUUAACACUAUUUUUUAUAGUAGGUGGCCUGUUUUGCGACAAGACUUUAAGUAUAAUUUUAAGCAUUUAAUUGUUGUAUAAGUCAUGUUUAAUAUUUUUGGUCGUCUAUAUGAUUUUCGUUCAAAUAUCGCUCAAAAUAAAACGCUAAGUGACUGACCGUUCUUGGACAAAUUUACGGAGCGUACUUCAUUCGAUUUUUCCCUAAACUAAGGCCUUAUCACCGAAGAUAUUGAGAUCAUUAUUAUUUUUAUAGGUACAAAGAGAUAAUAUUAUAUCAUUAUAUACUUGGCCGUUACUCCCAUUGGAGUAACGGUAAAUACAAAAUGUGCGUCAUUCGCAAAGUCUUUGCUAUUUUGUGAUUAAUGGCGCUACUGAGAUUAAUUUGCAAUUACGUUUAUUUUAUUUACACCUCGAUGUAAAUAAGUAUAUAGAAUGAUAAAUUGUUAUUUUUGUAAUUGAAUUUGAAUCUAGAGCCUUCAGUUUUUUGCAUUCGAUAGUUUCGACAGAGAAGCUAAUUUUUGGGUUUACAAGUUGUAAUAAUAUGGCGCUUAGGCUUCUUGCAGACGAACGGCACUUGUCGACGGCACGCGUCGACGAUAGCUGCUGUUGACACAAAUUGUCGACGACAAGUGCCGUUCAUCUGUAAGAAGCCUAAGGGUCAA